Molecule: messenger RNA, 2490 nt
Organism: Chaetomium strumarium
Lineage: Eukaryota; Fungi; Ascomycota; Sordariomycetes; Sordariales; Chaetomiaceae
Exons: 4
Coding region: 1-2490 (829 amino acids)
Source: RefSeq, a predicted model, not a curated record
AUGGCCCAACGACGGCGCCGGGCCGCCGGGCAGGGCGUCAGCGAGGUUGGGCACAUGCGGACGCCCACAGCACCGCCGGCGCCAUUCUACGACUGGGCGUCGUCGGAUGAGAGGCGAGCCUUCCACUUCUUCCAGCACGUCACGGCGCCCUGUCUGUCUGGCGACCUCGACAGCGCCUUCUGGCGCGUGCUGGUUCUACAGAUAUCCCAAUCCGAGCCGGCCGUUAAGCACGCCAUUCUCGCCGUCAGCAGCCUGCACGAGAGCAUGAUACAGGCCGCCACGAUGACUCCCUACCUCAGUUCGGAAGAUCGGAGCUCCUUCGCCCUGUAUCAGUACAACCGGGCUAUCGCCUGCCUGUUGGACCAGAUGCGCACCGUCGAUGCGCGGCCGCUGGUUCCCCUCCUGACAUGUGUUCUCUUUGUAUGCAUCGAGUUCAUGCAGAGCAAGGACAGGCCGUCGCUCCUCCAUCUCACACAGGGCGGCCAGAUUUUGAGCCAGCUUGCCCGUAAGGCAUCGACGCCGAAUCCUGAGAUCGACCUCAUCAAACAGCACCUGGUGCCCAUGUACACAAGACUGAGCCUCACGUUGCUCAUGUUCAGCGGCGAAGCUGCCGCGAUACCGACGCCUCUCAAGACCUUGACCGAGGUGCCCGUGGUAUUUGAGACGAUAGACGAGGUUAGAUACGUACUCUAUGACUUUAUGCACGAGUGUCUUCGGUUCGCCAAGAAGACGCACGCAGCCAAGAUUGUUGAGAUUCCCGACGAGCAACUGCGGGAAUUCGAGGAUGAACGGGAUCGCCUCCUGAGGAAGCUUGCCAAGUUCAACGUCGCCUUCUCGCUGUACCGGUCAACAAGAUGUCGGGAUCCGCCAGCCGGUUCAAUUGCCUUGAUCCAGAUCCACGUCCACACGACCUACAUCUGGGUCUCCACAGCGCUCAGCAAGCACGAGACAGUCUUUGACGAUUUCGUCGACACCUUCUCAGCCAUCAUCCCGCUGGCCAAAGAUUUCCUUGACUCCUUCGCACCUCAUCCCACAAAUCAGGGGGAAACCGCAGCGCCUGGGCCGCCAACAGCCGACACGCGCCGGUUCAGCGCCAUGUUCACUUUUGACAUGCACAUCAUCGCGCCGCUCUACUUCGUGGCCGCCAAGUGUAGACACCCGAUUGUCCGACGCGCCGCACUCGACCUCCUCCGACGGAACCCGACGCGGCGUGAGAACAUGUGGCGGGCUGACGUUUGGGCCGACAUUGCAGACCGGACGAUGCGGCUCGAGGAGAAGCAUCUGCGGCAUACAAGCAGUCAGCAAAUAUCUCGACGCCCCUCGCCUCCCGAGCUGCCGGCGCUCCUACCCCUCUCUUCCAGCCAAAGUGAAGUGCCAUGGGCUGCCAGCCUGUCAAAUGCACUUUUUCCAGAGACAUUCAACUCAUUUGGUCAUGGGGCACCCUUCGGAGGGACACCCUUCGGCAGCUUUGACACUGCGCAGGCGCCGGUGACGUCCUCCGGCUCCUCGCCCUCGACUACCGGGAGUGCGGCAGACCUGGCAAGCGUAGGCGACCUCGCAGGGCACAUGCCGAUCGACCCGACGCUGUUGUUCGAUCCGACCGAAGGGUCGACCGCUCAUUCUUUCAGCAUCGCACCUUCCACCGCGUCCUCGAUCGACGACCACGGUGCCCCGGCCACCGCAUCGACCCCUUAUAUUGGCACGUCUACCGAGGAGCCAACCGAACCAUGGGACCUCGGUACCUCUUCGCAGCUACCGCCGGGCAUCGCGCUAGAACCGCCCACGCCGUUGGAGGAUAACCCGUUCGCCAUGCCGUUGCCAUCCAAUCCACGCUCCCAGCCCCAUUCGCGGUCCCACUCGCGGCAGCCGUCGCUGUCACGGAAAGCACCCUCCUCGAUGGGAUCUGACCGGUCUCCGCCGCUUCACCGAGCGGAGAUGGAUAUGAGGCAGAGGCUAGCGAUGCACAUGCCUACUUUCCAGCCUUUCUCGGGCCUAAGUCUGGGCCAGCUAAGUCCUACGACGGGGGAGCGCAGCGCAGACGCGCCGUUUGACGUGCCUGAGAGGUUUCGAGUGCAUGCGCGACCGUGCGCCAACCUUGGGCAAGGACGUACAGUUUCCUCGGGACAAGCCCGUGCUGGUCGUUUUCCUCAGGCACUGCGGUUGCCCGUGAUUGUUGAAGUAGGAGGCGAGUGGGACGUCCAGGUGAUCGUCGACACAUCCAGGCAGCUCUACCAUGCCUGGGGGCUGGGGACGGGUUCGUAUUGGUACGCCUUGAAUCCGCUGGCGAUGUGGCAUACCUGGAAGCUUGGAACUGAGGAGGGGAUCUGGAACCGGAACGCAGAAAGCGGUAGCAAGUGGCAGAUCGGGGGAGCAUAUGCCGUUGAUGCGGGCGGGUUUGUGCGGUGGGCCAAGCCGGCGGCGAGUGCGGAUGAGGUGCCGGAUUUCAAGGGGGCCUUGAAGGCGUUGGAGGGGCAUUGGGGGAUGGCGUAG